GGCGGUACCUGUGUACCAAUCAAGUCGGCCUAGUGUUUCGCUGGGGUCGGUGGUACAGCAUGGCGCCCUCCUAUGUGCUGGCCAUUGACCAGGGCACAGCGUCCACGCGCGCAAUCCUUUUUGACAAAGAUGGCCAGGUGAAGGCCAUGGAGCAGCAGGAAUUUCCGCAGUACUAUCCUCAAGCUGGGUGGACGGAACAUGAUCCGAACGAGAUUUUGCAAAGUGCCUUAAAUUGCUCUGAACUGGCGAUGAAAAAAGCGGGUGCCAAGAAGGAUGACAUUGCUGGAAUUGGCAUCACCAAUCAACGCGAAACCACUGUGGCUUGGGACAAGGUGAGUGGCGAGCCACUAUGCCGUGCGAUUGUUUGGCUAGACCUGCGAACUGCCGAGACGGCUGCCAAGCUGUCUUCUUCCGGUGGAAAAGACCGUUUUAGACCGAAGACAGGCCUUCCGAUUUCGACCUACUUCUCUGCAGUGAAGAUGAGAUGGAUGCUGGACCAUGUUGCCGAGGUGAAGAAAGCUGCUGACGAAGAGCGAUGUUGCUUUGGAACAAUAGAGAGCUGGCUCAUCUACAAGCUGAGUGGGGGCACUGCUGGCGGGGUCCAUGUCACGGAUGUUUCCAAUGCCUCGAGGUACAUGCUCAUGAACAUCAGCACCUGCAAGUGGGAUGAAACAGUGUGUCGACAAAUUGGCAUUUCCACCAGUUGCCUGCCCAGCAUCAAGUCUAACUCAGAGAUCUAUGCCCACGUAAAAAAUGUGAGUUACCUUGAGGGUCUGCCCAUUAGCGGGGCUCUGGGUGAUCAGCAUGCAGCCCUGCUUGGCCAUGCGUGUUUGGAUGUGGGCACGUCCAAAAACACCUACGGCACGGGAUGCUUCAUGCUUCUGAACACGGGUUUUGAUCCUGUGCCCUCCAAGCAGGGUCUGCUUACAACUGUGGGCUACAAGCUGAGCCCUGAGGACAAAACUACGUAUGCACUCGAAGGCAGCGUGGCGUGUGCUGGGCGAGUGGUACAAUGGCUCCGGGACAAUUUGGGCAUCAUUGCUUCCUCCAAGGAAGUGGAAAUCCUCGCCAACAAGGUGGAGGACACUGGAGGUUUGACCUUGAUUCCUGCCUUCAGCGGCCUUUUUGCACCGCACUGGCGAGACGAUGCAAGGGCAGUGGCUGUAGGAAUGACCCUCUACACGAGCAAGGAGCACAUGUGCCGUGCGGCCUUGGAGUCCACAGCUUUUCAAGCUGUGGAUAUCAUGGAGGCUAUGAAGCAAGACACCGGCCUUCGGCUAGUUGACAUGCGUGUGGAUGGUGGAAUGACGGUAAACAACCUCCUUAUGCAGAUGCAAGCGGAUGCACUUGGCAUGCCAGUGCUACGCUCCAAAAUGGCAGAAGCAACAGCUUUAGGAGCCGCGUUGGCAGCUGGCCUUAGCGUUGGCUUUUAUCAUAACAAGGAGUCUGUGCGGGCGAUGAUUGAGAAGGCAGGUGGCUACGAGGUCUUCAACUCCACGACCUCCACAGCUGCACGGCAGAAGAUGCAAAGCAGAUGGAAGGAUGCCUUGAAGCGAUCCUUUGAGCUCGCCAAAUAUGAUCCCAACUACAAAGACGAGGAAAAGCCGAAAGCCCUGAAGAAGCCACGCUUCGUCAAGGUGUCCACGAUCAAGCCUGAGCAGAACGGCUUAAACCUGCAAGUCAAAGUGAUCAAGUUACCCGACGUGGUGGACGGAGAGAAGCUGCAUGAGGUGAUUUGUGGGGAUGCAAGUGGCACAGUGACGCUGAACUUGACCCCCUCGCAGUUUCUUCCCUGUGAGGCUGGCACCUACAUUCGCGUGCAGAAUGCAAAGGUCAGAAUGAAAGGUGGAUACAUCCGUGUGGAGGUGGAUAAAUGGGGCAAAGUCUCAUCAGCUGAGUCUCCAGAGGCGGACUUUGAGGUGAACCUCAAGAAUGAUGUGUCUGCUGUUGAAUAUGAGCUCAAAUAGGCGGUCGUUGGAAACAAAAAGUUUUAAGCUUUGUAAAUAAACUUAGCCAGCUGCUCUUUGUUGCUGUCACUGACCGACAUCCC
Durusdinium trenchii is the source of this 2050-nucleotide messenger RNA. Lineage: Eukaryota; Dinophyceae; Suessiales; Symbiodiniaceae. The record is from the annotation of a GenBank genome assembly.